GCCGCACACUCGACAUUAUUGGAGAUAUGGGUUUACUUCGGCCAGACCAACGUUCUAGCGAGUGUAUACUAUAUCAUAUGGGACCAUGGAUCAGAUACCUGGUAGUAUCACCUCUAGCAUAUCUAGAUACUGUCUCUCCAUGGCCUCACAGCAUCCCACGUAGCCGACCCAGCCACGUUGGUGAGUGAGCACAGAUCCUUCUGACAGACACAUGGGCAGACAGACAGACUGGCACUAGAAUUUCUGAGCUGACAUCAACACCGAGGUCACAAUGGAGACGCCAUAGGAGGAAGGCACGCCCGUCCGAGACGGUCCCAUCCAAUCGGCCCGGCGGCGGCGGAAACCAUGGUUGGCACAUCACAGAGCUGAAACAUCGCUGCGUGCAAGCCCGCCCGGGUUCAAGCUUCCUCGAGAUGACGGCGGAGCAUCUUGCGGGGCGGUGUGGAAGAGGGCAGGAAUGACCAGAGAGUGGUCACGAGAAGGGAACUCGAAGCGGAAAGCCACUCUGAGAGAGAGGGAGAGAGCCCGUAUGUAGAGAUGGGCACGGCCACCCCCUUCGUGCAUGAGUGCCGCCCGGCCGGCGAAUAAGCAUGCAACCUGAUAUCUUAACCGUCUUACAUGCAAGGCCCCAGAGAAAAGAGUGCCUGACGAUCCGGAUCCCGCAUUGCCAUUACGGGGGAAAAACCGGAUGGCGGGAAGGCAAAGCAAAGCAAAGCAACCCAAAUAUAGAUAGAGUACAGCUUUUGACAGGCAAACGUUUGUUCUCGUCCAUGGCACCGGGCCUGCGAGACUUGGGCGGCGCCCCCAAGUUCCAGUAUGACGGUAUACUAAUUGUUGCGGUGAGAUGAAGACAGGACCCGAUAGGACGUCUACACCGGGGGAUGGAGGGUAAGAAGGAAAAAGAAAAAAACACACCAAAGGGGGGUUUCAAGCAACCGGGCAAAAAAAUGAAGACUGACGACGCCAAAUGUACGCCACGGCGGACUUUGGAUGCCGGUGAUGGGUUGGGUGACUUGUUUCGUCUCCCUGCCCCCCGGGUUCGACAGCGAACCCGCGCAGGCCAAUAUCUCAACAACGUGAGUUCCCGGAUGACGCGGUCCGUCAGCUCAGCCGCGUCGUGGCUACGUUCUCGUCAUGCCUUGAUCCGGAAAGGUAAGGAACAGGCAAUGCGACCACACACGACCAAGGCGAGGAAUGUGGAUUGUCAGCUUGACCAUCCUGGUAGCCUCGCAGGGCUGAGCCACCCAACGGACCCCGAUAUUGGACAUGAGCUUGGGAAGGAUGGGUGUCUCGCCGCCACGCUACAAAAACAUCUACCUGACAGUCACGCCGCGGUAGGGUGAGUCACCGUGAGUCUCGAUGAG
Messenger RNA from Diaporthe batatas, 1364 nucleotides. RefSeq lists its product as uncharacterized. Bases 882 to 1343 code for a protein of 153 amino acids. The record is from RefSeq and is a predicted model, not a curated record. The transcript has a single exon. NCBI's taxonomy places the organism in Eukaryota, Fungi, Ascomycota, Sordariomycetes, Diaporthales, Diaporthaceae.